Messenger RNA from Hermetia illucens (black soldier fly), 1003 nucleotides. Its product is annotated as larval cuticle protein A3A-like. Lineage: Eukaryota; Metazoa; Arthropoda; Insecta; Diptera; Stratiomyidae. Gene Ontology annotation, cellular component: extracellular matrix. The record is from RefSeq and is a predicted model, not a curated record. The coding region runs from base 62 to 739 and encodes 225 amino acids. The transcript has 2 exons.
GGCAAGUGGACAAUGGACAAAAUGCAUUGAAAAUUUCUCCAACUAUAAAUAGGCAAACGCAAUGGUAGUAAGCACAUCAGUUCAUUUUCGUUCAUCAGACAGUGAAAACAAUCAACCUAAGCCUACAAUGAGUCCGCUUAUUAUUGCAGUUGUAGCCAGCUUGGCUCUAUCUGUCAACGCAGGAUUACUCCACCCAGCACCACUAGCAUACUCUACUCCUCUUGUGGCAGCACGAGCUGCUCCAUUGGCAUACAGUGCUCCAGUCUUAGCUGCCCGCGCCGCCCCAUUGUUAGCCGCUCCCGCCCCAAUUGUUGCCGCUCGUGCCGCUCCUUUGGUCGCUGCUCCAGUUGCCGCUGCUGCCCCUGUAUUUGCCGCCCGUGCUGCCCCAAUUGUAGCUGCUCGUGCUGCCCCAGUUGUUGCUGCUGCUCCAGUCGUUGCCGCUCGCGCUGAAGUCGUAGAUGCCCACCCACAAUACACAUACGCCUACGAUGUACAAGACGCUCUCACCGGAGACUCAAAGACCCAAGAAGAAACCCGUGAUGGAGACAUCGUCAAGGGAUCCUACUCUCUCAUCGAACCCGACGGUAGCCGACGCACUGUCAACUACUAUGCUGAUCCAAUCAACGGUUUCAACGCAGUCGUCCAAAAGGAUGUUCCAGUUGCCGCUGUUGCUGCUCCAGUUGUAGCCGCUAAGGCUGUUGCUGCCCCAGUCGUAGCUGCCCGAUCUGUCCUUGUCUAAACCGUCCAACGGAUAGAAAGAGAUAUAUAGUCUGUGUACCUGCGCGCUCGUCAACUACUGUGAAAAAUCUAGUACUGAAAUUUUUCAUCUCAUCAUCGCGACCUUAUCCUGCCAUUUUCAUUUAGAUCGAAAAUUAGUAUUGCAAUUUUAAGCGUCACAUCCAUUGUAAAUUUGUCACUUCAUUGUCAAUGUAAAUUUUUCUCGUCAUUUUUUUCAUUUAUACACACUCUACAAAAUACAUGCUCUUACAAGUAUUAUAAAAAA